GAUACACGUAUUUAUUCAGUCAAGAGGACUCGGAUUCCGUGGUGCCAUUGAAGGUUCUGUGGUCAAUUGUCUUUCCUACUUUUCCUUCCUGUUUUUCGUUGGUUUUCUGCAUACUAUUGUGCCCUUGACUUUAUUCAAAUUCAAUUCAGCUGGUCCUGGAGACUUUAGACUUCAAACUUCAAACUUUCAUCUGUCAGUCAGGUAAUUAUAAUUGUCACGAAGAUUACGGUCAUUAUGGAUUCUACGACUCUCUUUACUUUCCUCUUACAUCACCCUUAUGCAACUUCAGUUGAGUUGCUCGGAUCCUGGGACAAUUUUUCCAGAUCAUACCGCAUGCAAAGAGACCGGCGCCGAGGUCAUGGCCAUUGGACCGGUUGCUGGAGUUUCGAGAACAUCAUUUGCGACGGAGAUCUCUCACAGCCAUAUCAGAAGCGUAACGGUGCCUUUAAGCAGGGCGGCACGUACUGGUACUAUUAUCGGGUGGAUGGAGACUCCGAAUAUUACGAUCCAACCAUCCCCGCUACGUCGGCUUGUCCACUUCUUCCUGGUCAACGAAUGAACGUACUAGAUGUGCCACAUGAGCAUACCCAUGAGUUUCGGAAAGGGCACAUGAAUCCGUCGACCUCGCAUACAUGGAACCCUGAUGACCGCUACCUGGAGCCACGACCCGCACCGAAGCCCGCUCUUCCUCACCUCAUCACCGACCCUUCCGGGCUUUCCAAGUCCAAAAUCGCUCGAGGACCAUCAGAGAACAUCCGGUACCCGAUGUCGGCAGAUUCAUACCUGUAUCAGCAGAAAUCUUCCGUCGAUGGGCGGGAAGUCAAAUCAGACGUGUCGCCUGCACCAUCCCUGCUCAAAUCGGCCCUGUCGACACUGAAGAGUCCGCCGAGUGCGAUGACUCCUAGCCAAGGUGGUCGCGGGCGGAGCAGGACUUUACCUCCGAGCCAUGAGCGAGCGACUCGUACUCAUUCGCCAAGUCAGCGGGAGUUGAAGAUAAGCUCUCCAAUCCUGAUCGUUGGGCCCGAUCAGGAGCGACUUAAAUGUCUUCCCAUCGUCCAAGCGCUCAAAGACUCGACUACCUUACUCCCGGUCAAGCAUAACUCGGGGUCCCCUCCCCUGUCGCCUCUCGGCUCACAUCCAGUCAUGGCUGAGGAGCUAUCUCAGUUCCGUGUUCCCAAGCAACGGAGGGUGCAGUUGGCUAGCCACUCGAGGCAGAACUCGGAGGGACAAGAUAGUGAGGGGCGCUCGUCGUGUUCUUCGCGAGAUGGAUCUGGGUCAUGCGCCAAGACAUGUCCGAUCUGCAGGAGUGCCGAAAGUAUCGCUCGUAGACGGUCGAUAUCGACGGGGCGGAUGAGAGAGCCCUCUCCGCUACGCAAAUCGAUGUCGAUUGACGUGAACAGCGAUGCAAGCGUGGUCCAUGUUCCCGAGGACAUUCAGGAGGUGGAUGAUGAGAGUCUCCGAACUCCAAUGGUUCUACCACCGGACACAAUGGCGAGCAGUUUGCAGGUUCCGAUCCCUGAAGACCCUCUUCUGCGUCCACAUACUUCCGACUGCAUCCCUACUCAAUUCCCAUCCUCCCCUCUCGACAAAGACCUCCCCGCCCUUCCGUCCUACCUCUACCCCUCCCCCCUUCGCAUCAACCAAUCUUUCAGCUCCCUCCCUACCGAUCUCGCAGACCUCCCCCUCGAUUCUCUCGGCCCUACCAGUCGCUUCUCCGCCUGGACCGUCUCCACCUCCUCCUUCCCCCCAUCCCCUUCCUCCCCCCUUCCGUCUCUCCCCUCCUCCCCCACCUCCUCCCACGCCUACCACGAAUCCCCCUCCUCCGCCCCUCACACCCCCCAGAGCCUCUCCUCCCCCACCUUCAGCUCCAUACACGGCUUCUCCACCGACGGCCGCAACACCCCCCGCCGCCUCUCCGACGCCGUCUCGCUCGAGGAAUUCAACGCCAGCGACAAUCGCUUCCCCUCGCCACUUUCCGAGGAUACCCAACGCAGCGCUGAAGAUCAAGCGCACCGCGAAAUGGCAUACCGGCAGCUCACCGACUACCCGCACCCCACGGCGAAUAGCUCGCUCGUGGACCUGCUCCGCGCGUAUGACGAACGGGCCGUGGAAGCGCGGUCGGGGACACCCACGACAGUUGGGGGGUUGGGGCCGCCGCAGCCGUUUGUGGGUGUGGGGAAGGAGGGAGGUUUGAAGGGGGAAAAUGGAUUGGGGGGGAUGGAGAGGCGCGCGAUGACGGCGAUGGAGGAGCUGAUGAGCGAGUUUGAGUAUUUGGGAGGGGCGCUGCUGUAGGGUUGGUAUGUUUAGGCCGAGUGGAUGAUGCUGUAUUUUGUGUAAAUAUACGGAGUUACUGGUUGAUGGUAAUAUGGGGGAUUCUGGGAUGGAGGCUGGGGAUCGAUAUCCAUUGGAAAAAUGAGCUGGUCUAUGAUGAAACCCGACGAGUCAAGAGGUAGGAUAGGGGAUCAGACACCAGAUUUCUACCCAUGCUAGGUUAUGGAAUGCGACCAUCUGGGAUAGAAGAAAUUGAGGGUUCUUCAUCAUUGACGUGCUCCCUCGGUCUACGUACGGUGCGAGUGACCAUGGUAUUUAGCGAAACCUUUUGACGCGCCUCGUGAGAUUUUCGGAAACCGUGGAGUACGUCAGUGGUAGGCUAUUGAGGUAUCCGCUUCAUGUUUUUCUGAACUCUCCGCUCCUC
Molecule: messenger RNA, 2695 nt
Organism: Eremomyces bilateralis CBS 781.70
Lineage: Eukaryota; Fungi; Ascomycota; Dothideomycetes; Eremomycetales; Eremomycetaceae
Exons: 4
Coding region: 235-2292 (685 amino acids)
Source: RefSeq, a predicted model, not a curated record